CAGCCUUAGCAAGCUUGUGACCUUCUAUGACAAAUUGGACCAUGGCAUUUGAGAAGGGAUUUGGUUGGGAUUGUUAAAUGUGUGCCAAAAAGAGAACCACUUCUCAUAUUUUUUCAACCAAGUAGCACUAUAUUUGGACUGGAAACAGCCUGUGGAUGAGCAGGAAUAACCAUUAGAAGGCAAGUGAGAGGUUUCAAGCUGAUAUUACAGACAAGGAAGAAACAACUUGAACGUAUCUGGGCAAGUUUCCAUACCGAGUCAAGCAACACUUUUUCCCAUGACAUCAGAUUCAAAACAAUAAUAUAUUAUAGUCCAUAUGUUGAUUAAAGAAAACCCAAGCUGUGCAGAAGCAUGCACUGGCCUAUUGAACACCAACUGAACAAAAGAUGGAAUGCCUGCAAGCCGUGGAAUUAAUCAAACAAAUAAAAAGACCCAAGUUUUCAGGAUAAGGAGCCUGGGUAAUACUUCUCACGAAGAUGAGGUUGUGAAUCCUGAGGCAAAGUUCUUCAAGAGAAGAGCUAUAAUCCAGACACCUUCUGCUAUAUCUGAUCUGAACUUAUCUCCUUCAUGUUUGCUAUCCUGAACCAAGUUCAGAGUCUAUGCAGCACAUGAAGAUGCAGCUAUGCUAAAGGCUGUAGAAACACAUGGCUGUGGGCAACCCCUGACUCAGAAACCUAACAGUGUGCAACCUGCCAGUGAUGAAAUAGAAAUGGUUAAUGCAUGGUUUGCUGAGAGAGUUCACACCAUCCCAGUCUGUAAGGAGGGAACCAAGUCCCAGAGUGAAUCCUGUGCUUGUCACCAGCCUGCCUGUGCUGAGAAUACCAACUCUGGGACCCCAGCAAGGAAAAUCUCUGCUUCUGAAUUUGACAGACCCUUAAGGCCUAUUUUUGUCAAGGACUCAGUAGGAGCAGUGAGCUUCCUCUCCGACUCUGAAAAGAAGGAACAGAUGCCUCUGCAAUCUCCAAGGAUUGAGACUAGUGCAGGAGAUCAGUGCUCAAGACUAUUAGAACUUGUGAAAGAUAUCUCUAGUCACUUAGAUGUCACAGCGCUUUGCCAUAAAAUUUUCCUACAUAUCCAUGAGCUGAUAGCAGCUGAUCGCUAUUCCCUGUUCUUGGUCUGUGAGGACAGCUCUAAUGAGAAGUUUCUUGUAAGCAGGCUUUUUGAUGUGGCAGAAGGCUCCACCCUGGAAGAAGCUUCCAACAACUGCAUUCGCCUGGAGUGGAAUAAGGGCAUUGUGGGUCAUGUAGCAGCUAUAGGCCAGCCUCUGAACAUCAAGAAUGCAUAUGAGGAUCCAAGAUUCAAUGCUGAAGUCGACCAGAUCACAGGGUAUAAGACUCAGAGUAUUCUCUGUAUGCCAAUAAAGAAUCAUAGAGAAGAGGUUGUUGGUGUGGCUCAAGCAAUCAAUAAGAAAUCUGGAAUUGGUGGCACUUUCACUGAACAAGAUGAAAAGGAUUUUGCUGCAUAUUUGGCCUUUUGUGGAAUUGUUCUCCACAACGCUCAAUUGUAUGAGACAUCUCUGCUUGAGAACAGGCGUAAUCAGGUACUUCUUGAUCUUGCCAGCCUAAUUUUUGAAGAACAACAGUCUUUGGAAGUAAUUCUGAAGAAGAUAGCUGCCACUAUAAUAUCCUUCAUGCAGGUGCAGAAGUGUACCAUCUUCAUAGUGGAUGAAGAUUGUACAGAUUCAUUUUCAAGUGUGUUUCACAUGGAAUCUGAGGAAUUAGAAGAUUCAUCUGAAAAUCUGAAGAGGGACUAUGAUACAAACAAAAUCAAUUAUAUGUAUGCUCAGUAUGUCAAGAAUACGAUGGAGCCUCUCAACAUCCCAGAUGUCUGCAAAGACAGAAGAUUUCCAUGGACAAACGACAAUGCAGAAAACGUAAAUCAACACAUAAAGAGUUUGCUGUGUACACCAAUAAAAAAUGGGAAAAAGAAUAAAGUGAUAGGGGUUUGCCAACUUGUGAAUAAGAUGGAAGAAAACUCUGGCAAAAUCAAGGCUUUCAACAGAAAUGAUGAACAGUUCCUGGAAGCAUUUGUCAUCUUUUGUGGCUUGGGGAUCCAGAACACACAGAUGUAUGAAGCUGUAGAAAGAGCCAUGGCCAAACAGAUGGUGACAUUAGAGGUUCUCUCAUACCAUGCUUCUGCUGCUGAGGAGGAAACGAGGGAGCUGCAGGUAACCGCGGCUGCAGUAGUACCAUCAGCACAAUCUCUCAACCUAACUGACUUCCACUUCAGUGACUUUGAGCUAUCAGAUUUUGAAACAACACUGUGUACAAUUCGAAUGUUCACAGACCUCAACCUGGUGCAAAAUUUCCAAAUGAAAUAUGAGGUUCUCUGCAGAUGGAUUUUAAGUGUAAAGAAGAAUUACCGGAAAAAUGUUGCUUAUCACAAUUGGAGACAUGCCUUUAAUACAGCACAGUGCAUGUUUGCUGCUUUAAAAUCUGGUAAAAUUCAGAGCAAACUGACUGACUUAGAAACACUGGCUUUGCUGAUAGCAACUCUCAGUCAUGAUUUGGAUCACAGGGGAGUGAACAACUCUUACAUACAAAGAAGCGAACAUCCACUGGCUCAACUGUAUUGCCACUCAAUCAUGGAGCACCAUCAUUUCGAUCAAUGCCUUAUGAUCCUGAAUAGUCCAGGAAAUCAGAUUCUCAGCAGCCUCUCCAUUGAAGAAUACAAGGCCACACUGAAAAUGAUAAAACAAGCCAUUCUUGCCACAGACCUAGCACUAUAUAUAAAGAGGAGAGGAGAAUUUUUUGAACUUCUAAAGAAGCAGCAAUUUAAUUGGGAAGAUCCUACACAGAAGGAGCUCUUUUUAGCAAUGCUGAUGACUGCUUGUGAUUUAUCAGCAAUAACCAAACCAUGGCCAGUUCAGCAACGGAUUGCUGAGCUUGUAGCUACUGAGUUCUUUGACCAAGGAGACAAAGAGCGGAAGGAACUCAACAUAGAACCAACAGAUCUAAUGAACAGGGAGAAGAAAAAUAAAAUUCCCAGCAUGCAGGUUGGAUUCAUAGAUGCUGUUUGUUUGCAGCUAUAUGAGGCACUAUCGCAUGUGUCAGAGGCCUGCUACCCUUUACUGGAUGGCUGUAGAAAAAAUAGGCAGAAAUGGCAGUCAUUAGCUGAACAACAAGAGAAGAAUCUGAUUAAUGGAGAAAGCAAUCAAGCCAAACGGAACUGAGAUGCUGAUUUAACAACCACAAGCUUCAGUUCACAUAGAAGACAUAGCAGUAGGGGGGUACUCAAUUUUGCCAAACUCUGUAUGAAUCUGGCUUAUGUUUUAACACUGCUGUAGUGUUUUUCCACAUUUCAACAUAUAGCAUGACCGUGUAUAUGCCAAAGUUAUAUAAAGAUAGUAUCUUUCUUUCAUUACAUCUGAUUGAGAUGGAAAAAGAUCUGUAAGGGUAGUUUUUGCUACCCUAUUCCACAAGAAGGUACGAGUGCAGUUACUCGACUGUCCCCAAAAGCCUAUUACUUCAUAGAUGUAUAUACUUGUUUAGUGAUCAUGUUGUGGCCAGUAUCUUAAAGACUACUGCAUUUCGCACCUUUUUUCCUCUUCCAGUCUUGCUGUGUUGUAAUGAGCAGUCUUACCUAUUCUUUUCCCAGAAGUUCAGAGGAACUAACUCUGGGGAGUAUAAUCCAGCAUAUACUAUGCUAACCUCUUUCAGGAGACAGGACCGAGCUUGGAAGUGAAAAAGCCCCAGAAUCUGUGCACCCAGUAGUUUUCUUUAUACUAGAGUAAUAUCUUAGCAAAUGUCUUACACAUGGAGAAAUUCUAAAAACCCUUGUGAAUUUCCAGGCAAUAAGGGUCCUAGGAGUUUUGCAGUAGAAGUGUCCUAAUUAUUCAUGAAUAACAGAAACUGCUUGAAGAUUGUUGAAAUGUCACAAUGUAACUGACAGUCUGCCAUGGAAGAAUAGCUCCCAUAGAAAGCUGCAAGAAGCACAAAGACAAGAGGAAACUGAACAGGAUCAUUUUAAACGCUGGUUUUAACUUCACAUGGAAGUUGAAUUUAACCGACAGACUGAAUCAUGUGCAGGAAGAGUAGAAGAGCAUGUGACUGCAAGAGAUGAAAAUCUGAAUCAGCAUGAUGCAGGAAAGUCACACAUCUGGUGGCUACCAAUGACUGAUUCUUCAGGCCAGUGCUAGUACAAAAUGGCUAUAACCACUUUGAAGAAAGCUUUAUGGCAACAUAUUUUUUAAAUCAUUUUUUGCAUUAGUUAAUGUUAACAAUGAUUAAUCUCAUCAAAAUACUGAAAGUAAAACCAUCCCAGAAUGCUACAGGCAUUUGCCAUUUGUAUAUGGGGCAAUAAAUGUUCAGAAAAGUAAGAAAAAAGUUAACUAAAAAAUUGUUUUGAAUUGGGAACCAAUUCAAGAAAAUACACGUUAGACAAACCCCAGAGGAGUCAUACAAAGAGAGUACUGUCCUUUGGGUAGAAGAGAUUAGGAGAUUAACGUUGGCAACCGAAGACUGGUUAGCAGUAGGCCUAACUACAGCUACACAGAGACACAGAAAAUGUUAAUUUUGAAAAAAAUCUGUAGUAAUGAUUUUUCAUUAAAAUCACGUUAGGCAAAAAUAAAACACUUGGGAUUGUACUUUGAAGUGAGGGAGUUUAUCGCAGUAAUCCAUGAAAUUCUAGUUGGAAACUGCACUAAAUUCUUCCCAGGAGAUUAUCAGUUCCCCCUUGUAAGAGCUCUUCAGAAACAUAACGAAAACAAGCUCUUUUUAUCAGUCUCCACAUUUAGAUAAACUAUGCUAGAAGCUAACAACAGUUGAAGUAAAUAUUUCAAAAGGUUCCAUGACACUGAGUUUCACAAUCAAUUUUGAUUUUAUGUAGAAUAAGGUUUUCUGAUAGUCUGCAGCACUUCUGCCAACCUAAGUUACUUGUAACUGAUUAAAUCCUAUCUGAAACUUCUUGAGUGACUACCAAUAAAAUAUUAUUGCAGCAGAAUGUGAAAACAUUUUUCUACAAGAGUAUUUAUCCUUAUUUUUUUUCCAGAUUUAAAAGAAAAAUUGAAUUCAACAGUAUUUAAGAAUUCUAAGGCUACGGUUACACAAUGCUCCCUAUGUGUAUGUAUAUGCAUACACAGUACAAUAUAUGCAUGUGGUAUGUCAUAGCUAUGCAGAAAAAUGACAGUAGCUCACUCCUGCCAACACACACUCCCAGAACAAAGUUUUUUAGGUAUUUUUUGACACAUAGCAAACUUUGCUUUAGGAUUUCCAUAGUCCUUAUAUAGUAUGUUCCUUGAAUGCUUAAGAACAGAAAUAUUAUUAUCCUAACUGAUGAGAUACAUAUUUAAUAAAUAUGAAUAAAGUAUAUUUAUAUAAAGGUGUAUUCUUGCUACUGUGGUUGAGACUAGUAAUUCAUGGUGAGAACACAGCUGACAGUACAGUGUAGUGAAGUAACAUCUACAGUACGAUCCCAGUAUUUCUUUGCUAUUUUGUAUGUUCAGCAAAACUUUGUUAUGAUGUACAUUUAUUACUACUACAAAGGAGUGCUGGAUUGGUACCUUUGACUUGAAAAAAAUGAUUCUGUUAAAAAUGGACAUGCCGUUUUUCCAAAGGUUCAAAUUAGGAACAGUUAUACAGUAUGUGCAUAUAUUUAAUUACACAUUUAUCCCACAGAAGCUCUUCCACUACAAAGAUUUGGACAUACACAGAAAUACAGUUGAUAGAAAAUAAACAAUUUAAAUGUCAUCUAUGUGUAUUUCUACAAAACAAAACCCUUUAAACUACUGGUUUAAGAACAUUUAAAGCAUAGAUUGCUGUACUUCAUGAAAUUUCACAGAGUGAUCAAAUUGUUUAUAUAGUGUUUUACUCUGCCUGAAGCCAAUUCAGAGUGUGCUGGUUUUGUGUCAUAGCUUUAUGUGAACUGUGGAGAAAUUGCUCAUUCAUUCAUAAUGUAGAUAGGUGAUAAUAUGAAAAAAAGUGAGGCUGUUUUUUGCCUGAAAUUAAUUGCCUUCAGAAUUCAACAUUUUCAAACCCAGUUAGUGGAUUACAACCAUGCAGGUCCUGUUAAUUUCAUCUUGACUGUGGAUCUAUUUCAUAUAUUCUCCCUAAUUCAUAUUUUGUCCACUGAAACCAAUCAGUGUGGAUUAUGGGAGAAAUAAGCUCAAAUUGAGUUUAUCGCUUUGCCAGUUUAGUCUUAAAUACAUUAAAACCAUUGUGGAAUUUGAUGUUUAAGUCUUCGGAUACAGAAUUUGUCCCACUGAAUUUUAAUAUUUGUCUCAAUGUAGGCAUCUAAGUUAGUAUCCUACUUGUUCUGAGACAUAGCCAUACUUUCUUUUAAAAGUCAGUCCAUUUCAAGAAGUUUAAUGUUUACCCUUUUCUUUCUGGUUUUGUUCCUGAAAAGAAAAAAAAAAGGCUAAUUCAUAUAGAAGACUUUUCAAAAUUACUAUUUAACUGAUUUGCCAACCCAUUGUACAGAAAGAUUAUGAAAAAUCAGGUCUAGCCCACUAAAAUGAGAGGAUAUUGCCCCAGUGAUCUCGUUGAUGGCUCUUGCAGUUACACAUGAGAAGACAGCUGAGAGUUUUGGUGGGAAGAUGCCUCACUUAUAAUAAAUUCAUAUAUUUUUAAAGUUUUAUAGAGACCUAGUAUUUCAGGCAAAUUUGUACAUUAGCUUUAGUUAGAAAUCUUGUCUCUAUGAUGCCGUUUUCUUGCUUCAUGUCAAAUCACGAGCAGUUUACAUUCCACAAAGUUUCAGCUUUAUUUCACAGUUCCCUGCAGUACUUCUUCAGGGGCUUGCACUAAUUGGAAAGAUAAGCUUGAACAUUGGAGCUUGAAAGAAAAAUUAGUUUGGCCAGAGCAUGAUAAAUAAUGAGGGCUGGAUCAUUUGGCUUGGACUUUCACAGGAACAAGAAACACAGCAGAUUCUGGCCUGGUAAUUACUGACACUUGCUAAAUACCACAAAUUGUGACAGCAAGAUAUUUUAUCUUUGUCAUUGCUAGAUGAAUGGAAGUUGCAUGGGAAAGUUUAUUUUCCACAUAAAGAAGUUUGUUUCCAUAGAGAAACUCAUAUCUAAGUACCACUGUUUGUAAAUGUGUAUUUAUGUGACAAUGCUAUGUAAUAGCUAGUUUCCACUACUUUCACAGCAUGAGUUUGUCAUGCCAGGGUCUACAGCAUGCUCAGAUGCCCACCUGAAGUCCCAUUUACCUCAGUGGGAGCUGGAUUGAGUCGUAUAGAAAGUGAGAAAAUGGGUCAAAUCCACCUUUUUUUGGCCUAUAAAGAGGGACCAAACUCUUACCCUUGGUAACACCUGCCUUGCCCGCUCUAUGCUGUAUUCAGCUAUUCCUGCUGAUGCCCAAGGUAACUUACAGAUGUAACCAAAAUCUGAAUUUGAGCCCUCUAUGUAUUCACGUGGAAGACACCUGCGUGUGUCUCUUAAAGAAUGUAGUGUGAAAUGCACUGUAAAUAGUUUUAAUAUACAUUUCUAUAAUAGUUGAAUAAAAACCUUAAUCACUGUCACUA
This is a messenger RNA of Colius striatus (speckled mousebird), 7458 nucleotides long. It is a transcript of the gene PDE5A, whose product is annotated as phosphodiesterase 5A. Gene Ontology annotation, molecular function: 3',5'-cyclic-GMP phosphodiesterase activity; protein binding. Bases 623 to 3172 code for a protein of 849 amino acids. Gene Ontology annotation, biological process: signal transduction. Lineage: Eukaryota; Metazoa; Chordata; Aves; Coliiformes; Coliidae. The transcript is spliced from 23 exons. The record is from RefSeq and is a predicted model, not a curated record.